Epinephelus lanceolatus (giant grouper) is the source of this 5121-nucleotide messenger RNA. Lineage: Eukaryota; Metazoa; Chordata; Actinopteri; Perciformes; Serranidae. The record is from RefSeq and is a predicted model, not a curated record.
GAAUCUGUAGCCAGCGAACGGACGACCUGCUGGGUAAACAAGAGUGGAUGCUUCGAGCGGCAGGAAUGGCAACUUCGUCGAGGGCUAAUAGUGAGACAUUUCUAUCUUGUCAAACAGAAACACAGUAGAGAGGUCGUGCUACCUUUUAAGAUUCGACAGGCGUCCGUUGCGAGUCAAAAUGGCUGAGUAUAAUCGGGUAUUUGCUGAGUGAAGUGGAACUAGCCUUUACGUUAGCUUAGCUCGUAGCCGUCCAGGGCCCAUUGCCUUCGAUUUUGCUGCUCGGCUCAGCUCGGGACUGUGUUGUCAGUUUCACAAUCCCAGCCACUAACGUCCUCGGAUCGCGAUUUCUAUGUAGGCCUGUCUAGUUGCAGUCAGGGUUAACAUUCAGAUAAAUGCUCGUUUUCAGCGCUUGUCAUUAUUCCCCACAGGAUUUAACCUCCCAUGUUACUAAAAGGACGGUGACACAAUUUGGAAAAAGGACUUAGACCCAGAUUUUGUGAGAUGCAACGGAUAGACGCCUAGGAACUGAUGCGAGUGCAUUUGCUGUUUGCCCUUUGAGGACGGACCUGCCACCAUGAAGAGUGAGGUGCCAUCUGAGGCCCCCAGCAGACAGGAGCAUCUGAAGGAGCCACUGGUGAACCCAGAGCCCAUGGAGGCAGCCAAGAGCUUCCCUAACAACAUGGAGGUGAUUGGAAAGAGCGAAUUUGAAACCCUGUGUGAGUCCAGGCAUCGGACCCUGAGGGACACAGGGACACACAGAGACUCAGAACGGACCCUUCCUGGGCGCAGAAAAAGAAAAGGCCAACAGGCAGGGCCGUCAGACUGCUCGCUGAAGGAGGGCCACAUUAGUGAGAGUUCACUGGCCACUCAGCGUGCCCGGGUAGAACUUUUACAGCACCCCAGUGAGGAUGAACAUAAUCACGAGUCCUCUUUUAGUGACUGUGCUUCCUCCCCUUCCUCUAGCCUGCGAUUUGGGGACUCGGACACUCUUAGCUCAGAGGAGGAGGGGGAAGCUGGAGCAACAGGGGGCCAACACAAGGCUCCUGCCCUGACAACAGGAGGAGCCGCCGGAGUCGGCCUGCGCCCUGUUCUGGGUCGAACUCGGGGGAAUCGCUCUCAUAAGUGGGUGCGGUCUGAGGCUGAGCCAGUGCUGCUGAAGCGGCCGUGUCUGAGCAGCCGGCGGCCUCUUCAUAGGAAACGCUUUGUGAAAACAGCUCCUGGAGGGGGUCAGCGGACACAGAAGCAAAAGGAGCGACUACUACUGCAGAGGAAGAAACGUGAAGUGAUUGCACGUAGGAAGUAUGCUCUACUUCAUAGCACCAGUAGUUCCAGCGAGGAGCUGAGCAGUGACUCUUCCUCCCCCUCUUCUACCGAAGCCGAAGAUGAGCUGUAUGUAGAUGUUAGCAGCACCAGCAGCCAGCCCAACAGUGCGACUGUAGCCACAGGUGCCCUCGAUGAGGAUGUGGUGGUGAUUGAGGCAACUCCAGCUCCAGCUCCUGCUGUCCCUGCAAGUGAGGAGAUCAACGUCACUUCAACUGACAGUGAAGUGGAGAUCGUCACAGUCGGGGAUGGUUUCAGGUCACGCUCAGUAGGGGGUAUUGGCAGGAUUUGGGGUAAUAGUUGCGCCCAGAAUCGUCUCCAGGAGUCACGUGGACGUCACAGACUCUCCACCGUCAUCCAACCACUGCGUCAGAAUGCUGGGGAGGUGGUGGACCUCACUGUCGAUGAAGAUGAUCUCUCAGUUGUGCCAACAACCUCUGGCAGCAUUCACCCUCAAACAGUCAGGUCGUCGUCUUCAUCAUCUUCCCAUCAUGCCUCUACCUCAGAGCUCAAUGAUGCCCCAGGCCCUUCCACUAGCUGCCCAGGCUCAAUACCUGAAAGUAUGCACACACAGAGGCCAAGUGGCUCUACGCGCACAGCCACAGAGGGUAAGACAGGACAUGAUGACAGCAGACCAGGCUUGUCAGGUACAGCAGGAGAAAACGCAGGCGCAGCCAUGCCCAGACUCCCAUCUUGCUGUCAGCAGCACUCCCCGUGUGGAGGGCCCUCCCCUGGUCACCUGUCCCUGAGCCACUCUCAUUCAAGCUGCUUGCAGGCGUCAUCCUCUCAGCAGACCAGUGGCUCCCAGCACAGCCACGGUCAUAGCCACAGCAAUGCUCACCACUUCGUCCACCAUGUCCAUCACCCAGCACCACAGCCACCGGGCACCCUGCCCUUUCAAGAGCCGAGCUGCCCUGUGGAGCGACCCAGUGCUCUGCCUGCAUCCUGUGCUGGAGUCAGCAGCAGCAGCAACAGUAGUAGUAGCAACAAUACAGCCCACUACCACGACCAGCAAACUCUGCCAGUGGACCUGAGCAACAGCAGUGUUCGGAGCGGUGGAAACAACGGGGCUAGUUUCCAUGGCAGCACCUCGGCCUUUGACCCGUGCUGCCCAGGCUCCACCUCACGGCCGCCUGCUUACGUUUCCCAGGCCACCCCUGGGCCCAGCCAGCCAGCUGUGGUGGAUUCAUUCAGCUCCUCCAUGGUGGCUCAGCCCCAGCCACAAACACAACCCCAGCCCUGCAGACAUUACAUGCACCCCUCCUAUGGCUCUCUAGCACGCUCACUGCAUCAUCAGCCCUCCUCCGCCUGCCCUCAUUCCCAUGGGAACCCCCAGCUUACACCUCAGCCCCCUCCACAAGGCGAUUAUGUCAUUCCCCACACUGUCACCUUUCAUCCGCCACUGCCAUCCCACCCUUCAGGCCACGCCGUGCCCCCUGCCCCUCCCCCACCUCUGUCUACCCACCACCUUUCUAGUUCAAGUGCCCCGCUGGCCCAGCACCUGCCUACAGACCACCAGGCCCUGCCACACCAUAUGCCGGCGCUGGGGGCCUCGGUGCAGAGGAUCCAUCAACAUGAGAUGCUGCAGAGGAUGGAGGUUCAGAGGCGCAGGAUGAUGCAGCACCCAACACGAGCACAUGAGCGUCCGCCUCCACACCCUCACAGAAUGCACCCCAACUACGGCCAUGGUCACCACAUCCAUGUGCCACAAACUAUGUCUUCCCACCCUCGCCAGCCUGAGCAGAGAACAGCAUGGGAGCUUGGCAUCGAGGCUGGAGUGACUGUGGCACCGUACCCUUCAGGGCACCUGCACUCCCACCUGCCCCACUACCACCCUCCCCCCAGACUGCACCACUUCCCCAUCCCCUUCAUGCACACUGGCAUAUCUGAAGUGACCUACCCGCACAUUCGGUACAUCUCAUCUAGAAUGACUGGCUUUGGAAGAACCUAUGAGGACCUGCUGCAUUUAGAGGAAAGAUUGGGGACUGUGAACCGAGGAGCCUCUCAGGGAACCAUAGAGAGGUGCACUUACCCACACAAGUACAAAAAGAAGGUGUUGGAGAGAGACAUUGACCAAGAGUUAACCCCUGAAGCUUGGGCAUCUAUUGGGAAAAAUAUGCACGCAACCCCAGAAUCGAGAAAGCUGCAUGGUAAGCAAGAUGAAGACGAGGGGGCAGAUGAAGACACAGAAGAAAAAUGCACCAUCUGUCUGUCAAUACUGGAGGAGGGGGAGGACGUCAGACGCCUACCAUGUAUGCACCUCUUCCAUCAGCUGUGUGUGGAUCAGUGGCUCCUCACCAAUAAGAAGUGCCCCAUCUGCAGAGUGGACAUUGAGGCGCAGCUGUCUGCUGAGAGUUGAUGCUGUUUUUCUAACAACCCCUUUUUGUUCAAAGUUUAUUUUGAGAUCAUAUUAAUUUUCUCUUCAGUACUGCAGUCAACCAAAGAUGGCAACCUGCGCAGCUCUACUACGAGAAAAUACGAGAAAAACAAACAAACAAAAAAACACCUGACAAAAAAGCAUUGAGCCUAGAGUGCCAGCUAUCACAUAUUACUACAACAGCUAGAAUUCUCCAUUAAGGGUUUAAGAUUUUAUUGUAUUUAUAAAGCUUUUAUGUAGCUUUUGAUUGUUUCCUCAAGUGUCAUUUUUUGUUCUUGUUUCUCUGCAUGUUUCCUUGCAAUGCAUUUCUUUGCACAUAUAACGUGGGCUUUAACACGGCCUAACAACUCGCAGGUGAGGAUAGCUGCUCUAGUAAAGACGCAUUUCUGUAAACCUAAUGCCUUGCUUUACUAGAAUAGAAUGUCACCCUCCAGUUUUGAAAAAAUAACAUUGCAGGAUUCGUUUUUACCAAUCAUUGUAUUGAUUAGUUUAUGUUUAGAAGAUGUGGAUUGUUAGUGAAAGAUGUUUUUUAAGUAAAUCCAGACAUUCCUAACUAGGGAAAUAUGUUAACAGAUCAGCUGCUGUAUUAGUGCACACCCAGUAUUUCUAGAGUGGAAAUAAACUCCAAUGUUCACCUCACCUCCCAGAAUAUGCACAUGCUUUGCUACAGUUACACUUCCCUCCAGCACCUUCAUUCGACUAAAAACACCGUUGUCACUUUCAUCUGAUGUAUUUUAGAGAACCAGAAAAAGAAUGUCACGUCCCUCUCUUUGACUGUUCUUUCUAAACUGAACGAUUGUUGGGACCUGCUAUGAAUCUUCAUUUUAUGGGGGGUCGCGCCUGCAGAUGGGUCUGUGACGGCUAAGGUUUCUGUCAGAUGAUCUCAGGUCAACAUGUGUGUAAGACAUUUCACAUGAGCCUGCGACCUGGGAUCAUUUCUGUCAGUUUGACACCGGCAGUGACGUUGACUUUAAGUUCCCGUGUGUGUGCGUGCACGUGUGUGUUCAGAGGGAAAUACACAGCUCAAUUUGGGAUGAAUAUUUACUGUUUGUUCUCGCACUUCAAAACCAUUUUAUCCACCCUCCCUUUUGUCUCUCUGUAGUUGAGCAGCGGCGUCCAUUUUGGCUGCUGCAGAAAGAAAAACACUAAUACUGUUGACUAACUCACUCGCAUAGACUUGCACAAGAGAGAAAAAGGUAGGAGAGUAGUAGUGAAUAUGACAGUGCACUGAGGCCAUGUAUUUCCACUCUGAUGAACAUUAGAAAAAAAGAAGAAAAAAAAAAAGAUAUUUUGAAUGGAGUGUUGAAAUGCAGUACUUAAAGCAGGUAUCCAUGCAUUCAUUGACUUAAAGGCACCAGGAUCAUAUUCUGUGGGAUUUAUAUUAGUUUUAAAAAAUAAUAUUAAUAAACUUGGAUAACUCUUGA